AUGCCUGACACCGUCAUUAACAUGCAACAACUAGAUAUCAACAAUGCUCAAACGAAUCCAAAUAGAUAUAGGCGAGAAAGGAUGACUUUUCGCAUUUAUCUUCGUACUUUCUGGAUGGAUUAUCUUUUACUAGCUAUAUUGGGAGCACUUGCUCUAGGUAUCAAUAUGCUUGGACCUGCAUCGAAUCGUGUUUUUCCUGUUUAUUUCCGUGAUGGUGAAAUAGUUAAUCCCGAAUUUAGUUAUCCAUUUAGGAAAAAUAUUAUUCCAUCAUGGUUAGCUGGCCUCUUAGCAUUUAUUGUUCCGUUUAUAUUUAUUAUGUUAAUGCAAAUACGUCUAAGAAGUUUGAAAGAUGUUAAUACAGCAACAAUGGGUCUAAUUUUUUCAUUAGUAUCUACUACUGUUUUUCAAGUAUUUAUCAAAUGGCUUAUUGGUGGUUUCAGACCAUACUUUUUUUCUGUUUGUAACCAUUUUUCUUCUAAUUAUUAUAAAGAUCUACGUAAAGUUGGUAAUGUUUGUAUCGCAUCAAAAGGUGCUCCAUAG
Rotaria sp. Silwood2 is the source of this 540-nucleotide messenger RNA. The record is from the annotation of a GenBank genome assembly. NCBI's taxonomy places the organism in Eukaryota, Metazoa, Rotifera, Eurotatoria, Philodinida, Philodinidae.